AUUAUAGAAAAUAAAGAUGCCUUAGAUCUAAUUAAAAAAGUUGGCUCUGAUCUUAUAAUAAACACUUUUGCAUGCAACUUUAAAUUGGACGGCAAAGUGAACGAAAAUAUAAACGAAACAAAUUAUCUUAAUCGACGCCUAUUCGAAAAUUUUUCACUUACCUCUUACAAAGAAGCUAACAAAACAAAACCGUUGAUUCUUACUUCCACAGUACUAAAGCAAAGUACUUAUGGCCAUUGUCUUACGAAUUUUAAAAACCGUCUUGGUUUGAAAGGUGAUCAAGACCUCUACGUUUUAAUCAAUGUUGUAAUGUCUCCUUGGCCUACCGAAUUUGAUUUCAUUAAUAAACUUACAAAAACUUUUAAAGAAACCUUGAAAGAUAUGACAGAGAUUUCAAUUAGACGUAAUAUGAAAAAACCUUUUCUUUUUAAGGCUUUAUCACUUGGUGAAACUCAAUUAAAUGAGAAAAUAUAUAAUUAUCCAGCACAUCUAUUUGUAAUUCAAGGCACCGAUGAAAUUUAUUUAGUUCAUUUGCCAAUAUUUCAACUCGAAACACAUCGUUAUCAAGUCAUUAUCAAGGCUCAAUUACCAGAAAAACCAAUGAUAAAAUAUAAAAUUAUUCGUAAAAAAUACCCCUCAAAAUUACUACUACUUCGUUACCAAGAGAAUGUUACAAUCGACAAAAUUACAACUGAAGGAGGUUCUUUCAGGGCUUGUAUUAUAGAAAAUUUCGAUCCUUACACGGCAUUAAAAGAAAAUCCUAAAAUUUCUUCAAUAAACAAUUUUGAAGUGAAAACUAUUAAAUUGCUCAAGAAACGAAAUUUAGGAUCAACUUAUCAAGAUACAAACUAUCCAAUAGAUCGUGUUCCAUUUUAUCUUUAUGGUACGCAAAACAAAUUACACAUUGAUCAUUUACUCCUUAAAUCUCCUAACAUUCAACUUUCUGCUGAGAAUGUACAAAUUGAAUUAACAUCGGGAGAAUUAACAAAAGAACAGAAAGAAGGAGGUGUCAUCGUUCACCUAAUUGCGAAAGAAGAAGAUGGCACUAUGAUUGAUUUAUGUGAGGUUGCUAUGCAACCAUUCCCAGAUACAAAACAUCUUGGAGAUUCAUUCUUUUUCAAAGCUAAUAGUUGUUUUUAUAUUGAAAUAUAUGAAGAUCCAGCAUUUGUCCCAACCCUAAAUGGGCCAGGUCUAGAUAACGUUAAUAGUACAUUACCAUUUGCGAAAGGAAAAAUUAUAUUACCUCCCAAGAAUAAAGGAAGUUUAUAUAUCGAUUCUCAUUUAAUUAAUGUAGAUCCAAUAAUUGAUUUAAAAUUCAAAAAGGACAUAGUAGAUAGACAUUUUUCAAAUGAGUCGCGGAAGAAAUGCCCUAGACAAUUGUUGGUUAAUUCAAAAAAGAAUUGA
This is a messenger RNA of Scutellospora calospora, 1404 nucleotides long. Lineage: Eukaryota; Fungi; Glomeromycota; Glomeromycetes; Diversisporales; Gigasporaceae. The record is from the annotation of a GenBank genome assembly.